Messenger RNA from Sphaeramia orbicularis (orbiculate cardinalfish), 2484 nucleotides. Its product is annotated as hepatocyte cell adhesion molecule-like. NCBI's taxonomy places the organism in Eukaryota, Metazoa, Chordata, Actinopteri, Kurtiformes, Apogonidae. The record is from RefSeq and is a predicted model, not a curated record. The transcript has 7 exons. The coding region runs from base 63 to 1148 and encodes 361 amino acids.
UCCUGCCCACUGUCACAGAUUAUGCUGAUUGUCUGGGAAUCAAACAAAGCUCCAGACCCAAGAUGAAGGCAGAGGUUUCAAAAGCCAAAAUCAUUCUCCAUAUUGUUUUGCUUGUGUCUCUUGGUUUUUUCAACUCAGGUGGAGUGUUGGCGGUAAAUAUGACUAUCCCCAACACUCUCAUCAGAGGAAGUGUAGGAGGGGAGGCCCUUCUGUCCGUCAGAUAUAUGAGUUUCAGCCUUGACCUACCUGUCAUCAAAUGGCAGCUGAAGAAGGAGAAGUCUGUUACUGUUGUCCAGUCAAUUGGAACUGACAUCAUUGGGACUUUGAGGCCUGAAUAUCGUGACCGAAUCCUGGUAUUUGAGAAUGGAACUCUGCUUCUCCACAACCUCAGACUGUCUGAUGAUGGAAUAUAUGAUGUAGAGAUCUCCAUCACAGAUGACAUCUUUACAGGAGAAGGCAGCAUUACACUUACUGUGGAUGAGCCUAUAACCAGGCCUUACAUCCACAUGGAGGCCUCGUCAGUGCUGGAACUCACUGAAAAUGUUGUCCUCAACUGCUCCCAUGACAAUGGAACCAGGACUACAUAUAAGUGGUUUAAAGGCAGAAAACAGCUAACCAAUGAGACAAGAUUUGUGAUGUCACCUGACCAGAAGCUCUUGACCAUCAUACGGGUGCUGAUGGCAGAUGACGACAUAUACACCUGCAUAGUGGAGAAUCCAGUGGGGAACAUGACGAGCCUUCCCAUCAGACUGACUGUUUACAGAAGAAGUUCACUCUACAUCAUCCUGUCUACUGGAGGCAUCUUCCUCCUUGUCACCCUUGUUACAGUAUGUGCCUGCUGGACACCUUCCAAAAAAUCACGACAACCACCCAGAAAGCCUCUCUCCAGAUUGUAUAAUCACUCUCAUCCUUCACCAAUCAGUCACAGAGAUGAUGUGCUUCUGAAAAUGUCAGAACACAAUGGAAAGACUGCAGUAACAUCACUUUACGUCCUGCAACAGAAGAUUCCCCACAUGGAUGAUUCAUCAAGCAACAGGAGUGGAUCUCCAUCUGACUCCACCAUGUAUUACAGCAGUUCCCCCAACCACACUAUUUCUCUUUGCCAGGUCACGACUCCACCUUCUUGCUCUUCCCACAGGUGCACCUGAAAAUACAUUUGUCUACCAUGACAGCAUUCUGGAGAUCAGAUCUUUGCACUUUGCACUCUAUACUAUCAGCAUUAACUCAGUCAUCACACACCUUCAAGGCCCCUCUCUCCCCCUCCUCUCUGUUCACCACUGAAACUUAGUCUUUACCAACAGCAACACAGGAACAUUUACAUUAAAAUAAUUGAAACACCAAGUAAAAGACAAGUUUUAUGCAUAUGACUCAUUGCCGUGUUAAAACCCUUUGUCUUAAAAAUGACUCUUGUUUAGCUAUUCUCCACCCAUUUUGAAUUUAGUUUUCAGUGUGGAGUUUAUUCUUUACAAAUGGUCACUUAUGCUCAUGAUCAAUAAGAGAACCACUUAAUUGCUCAUUUCAAACACAGGUUUUACAAUAACACAUUGAUUUCCCUCAUUUAUUAAUUCACUGAUACACUAAGCAAAUGCUCCACUGUAUCCUCACAAAUCAUUACACUUAAAGGAUCAUUGUGGAUUUUUGACAUUUUUUUAAUGGCUAAUAAAAUGUGUGGAAAGACAAGACACCACAGACUAUGUGGGAUCUCCUCAUUGAGCUUUUCCUUUAGUUGUUCCACUGAUCUGUGAUGUAAAUGCGAAAAAUGUGAAAUUACUUUUUUUUUAAAUUUUAUUUUCACAUUACAUACCAUUAAAUACCUGACAAAGGACUAUUGAUGAAUCACAAAAAUAAAUAGCACUAAGGAAAAAAAAAACCCCUCUUCUCUUAACAGAACAGGGUCAACUACAUAAGAUCAUGUUCCACUCAACAUAUCAACGUCCUCAUACCAUAUGACUCAAACACCCAAUUAUCAUGUAACAAAAUUCCAUCUUUGAGCAAAAAUCUUCUCUCUGUUUAAGCCUCUGUGUCCACUGAGCUAUAGUGUGUGGUUUUGUUUCCUUCCAGUUCACUGUUACCAUUUUUUAGCAAUAAGUAAGAGUAUCAGCAGCAUGUACCUGUGGUCCAUGUUGGUUACAGUAACGGGAAAAAGUUUAUGGGCAUCCUCAAAAUUGUACAGUCUCUGAUAUUACCAUGAUAUAUUUGCAAUCUUUUUAUGUUUGAAAAGGUGUGGCUGCAUCAGACAGACACAAACAAAUGCAAAUGAUUUUUUCAUUUAUUGUCAACCCCUUACUGCUGAAAUUUUUAACGUUAGAAUUUUUUAGAUACAUUGUUACCUUGAAUAAAGCCCAUACAAUAGCUAUGAAAUUGGCAGAUGACAUAAGGCAUAAUUGGCAUAAUAGUAAUUAAACAAAUUUUCCAGUCUUAGGUAUGUUGAUUAUUUUAUUAAUGGUACAAUUGAUCAUUUUCUCCGAUCAACAAUCUAAACAA